AGCGAUCAUGGCAACAAUUCUGAUUCUCUGUCUCGUAUGCCUGAACAUUGGAGUCGCGGUACCUCAAAACAAAACUAACAGUCUAGGCUAUUACUUGAACAAGUGCGUAACCUUGCCAGUUGAAGGGGCCAGUAAGACGAGACCGUCCCCCGAACCCGGACUGGAGUGCCCAAGUUUCCGAAAAAGAUCCUGCUGUUAUGUGAAUGCAGUUGCAAAUAUCUUGGAGAACCAUGUGUGGAAUGAGAUGAUCACUUACAUGCACUGUCCUCAGAAACCACGCCUUUCCCCGGAGUGUGAGAGACUAACCUUUGAGCAGUCUUGCUUCUAUGCCUGCUCACCAAAUCUGGGACCAUGGAUCUAUAGAUAUCUCCAUUUUGAUGCCCUCGAUAAUGCGCCUCUUUGUGCCAGUCAGUGUAACAAGUGGUGGGACGCCUGUAAAGAGGAAUAUACUUGUCACAGGAACUGGAUUACUGACAUGGACUGGAACGGGUUGAACACCUGCAAAGAGGGCUCGGUGUGUAGGAAGUACACAGAGUUUUAUAAUUCAUCCACCGACUUCUGCAGCACUGUUUUCAAUGGCGCCUACAAGGUGGUGCCAGACUCGGAACCCUGCAUGGUGUUCACCUUCGACACCUCGAAACCCAACCCGAAUACAGCCGUGGCCCUUGAAGCUGCGAAGAAAUUGGUUUCACAGGAGGCCAAUGGCAAGGUCAACUGAGGCCGGAGAUCCUCCCACAGACCGACCCAGUAUCCCUUUGCUUGUUCACGUAGUAUGCAAAAUAAUGUAAUGAAGUGCAGAGUAGUGUUGAAAUUGAAAGAAACAAGGCAGAAAAGCUGUUAAAUUUAUAGACAUAAAAAAAAUGCAGAAAAUAGGUCAUUUUGUCAAUUUUGAUGCAAUGAUAAAUAAUGCUUAUUAUAGUGCAGUCAAUCAAGACUGGAUUUAAAUCAUGCACAACAGGUAACAUGGUCAAUAACAGGAGCGGAUCCAGAGAUAUUUUCUGAUAGUAUUUCAAAUUAUUUUUUGUCAAUUUUGAUGCGAAAUAACACAAUGAUUAACUAGAAAAUAAUACCUGUUACUUCACAGCAAGAACUUUCUAAAUUUGAUUUUGAAUGGUCAAUGUCCGCCUAGUAUAUUCAUGCAAUUUUGUAGCUGAAAUCAUGUGAAGAUGGAGAUAUAUGCAAUUAAAGAUGGUAGUGCCGAAUUCGGACUUUGGGGGAGGGAGUGUUAUAAUAAA
This is a messenger RNA of Lingula anatina, 1235 nucleotides long. RefSeq names its product folate receptor alpha. NCBI's taxonomy places the organism in Eukaryota, Metazoa, Brachiopoda, Lingulata, Lingulida, Lingulidae. Gene Ontology annotation, molecular function: signaling receptor activity. Gene Ontology annotation, cellular component: external side of plasma membrane. The record is from RefSeq and is a predicted model, not a curated record.